This is a messenger RNA of Clupea harengus (Atlantic herring), 2385 nucleotides long. It is a transcript of the gene xk, whose product is annotated as X-linked Kx blood group antigen, Kell and VPS13A binding protein. Lineage: Eukaryota; Metazoa; Chordata; Actinopteri; Clupeiformes; Clupeidae. The record is from RefSeq and is a predicted model, not a curated record. Gene Ontology annotation, cellular component: membrane.
ACUGCGCCAUCUACAGCUGAGCGUCAAAACAGUCCUGCCCUCUUCUUGGACAGCACCGAUGAAUGCGGUUUUGUGAUUCAGCCAGCCGUCUCCGAAUCGUCUGAACAAGAGACUGGGGGAGACGAAGACAAAGAUGGCUGAGUGAGAAUGAGACUGCCCAGCUCUGUGCUUGUUUCGGUCUCCCUGUUUACAGCUGAGACGACGGCUGCGUUAUAUCUGAGCACCACGUACCGCUCCGCGGGAGACAAGAUUUGGCAGGGAUUCACGCUGCUCUUCACGCUCCUUCCGUCACUCCUCGUGCAGCUCACCCUGAUAUUUAUCCAUAGGGACCUCAGCAGGGAUAGACCUCUCGUGCUUCUGCUACAUAUACUGCAGCUGGGACCGAUUAUCCGGUGCCUGGAUGCCUUCUGUAUCUACGGCAGCGCGGGCACGUUUGAGGAGCCGUAUGUCACCAUCACCCGGAAGAAGCAGAUGCCCAAGGGCGGGCAGUCGGAGGAGGUGGAGCAGGAGGUGGGCCAGGCCGAGGGCAAGCUGAUCACCCACCGCGCCGCCUUCGCCCGCACCUCCGUCAUCCAGGCCUUCCUGGGCUCCGCGCCCCAGCUCACACUGCAGCUCUACAUCUGCGUGCUGCAGCAGGGGGUGUCCAUCGGGAGAGGCACACUGAUGGUCAUCUCCUUGUUGUCCAUUGUGUACGGCGCACUUCGCUGCAACAUCCUGGCCAUCAAGAUCCGUUACGACGACUACGAGGUGGACGUGCGGCCGGGGGCGUACCUGUGCGUCUUCCUGUGGCGCAGCUUCGAGAUCGCCACGCGCGUCACCGUCCUGGUGCUCUUCAGCUCCGUCCUGCAGAUCUGGAUGCUGCCCGUGGUGCUGGGCAACUUCCUGCUCUUCACGCUCUACCCGUGGGUGACGUUCUGGCGCAGCGGCUCGCCCUUCCCGGAGAACAUCGAGAAGACGCUGACGCGCGUGGGCACCACCAUCGUGCUGGCGCUGCUCACCUUCCUCUACGCCGGCAUCAACAUGUUCUGCUGGUCGGCCGUGCAGCUGCGGCUCUGCGACCCGGACCUGAUCGACAAGGCGCAUAGCUGGCGGCACGUGGCCGGCUACUACGGCCUGCGCUUCGUGGAGAACGGCGCGCUGACGCUGCUCUGGCACGCCUACCAGACGGACUUCUACCGCAUGGUGGACGUGCCCGUGCUGGCCCUGCUCCUGCUGGUGGGCUACUCGGUGGCCAUUUUCUUCAUGUUGCUCUUCUACCAGUUCUGCCACCCGUGCCGCCGCCUGUUCACCAGCAGCAUGACCCAGGGCGUGUGGGAGUGCUGCGGCUCCAGCUGCCUGCUCCUCCAGGGGCCCCGCGGGGCCACGGCCGGGCCCAUCCAGGCCAAGGCCUCCCUGGAGCACUCCCACCUCACCGACGUGGACAGCCCUGGGGUGGACGUGACCUACACCACUAACGGAGACCUCAGCCACAGCUUCUCCAGUAAUGCUUGAGACUUGACUUUUCCUUUUUUUUCUCGCACACUGAACAAGUGCUCCUUGCAGAAGAAAAGAGAAUCAACAGAAAUCACCAGUAAUGCUUCAUGAGCCAAUGAAGACUGUUUGCUUUGCCUUGACCACACCAUGCUGGAGUGUAUGGGGGAGGCUAGGACCCUGAUUCUGCCCUUAUUUUGGACUUCAAAGGGUUCGGUCAGGACGGCAGUGGCAAUCUUCAUAGUUGUAACCCUUUCCAGAAUGCAUGUGAGCCACCUUUAACCUAUGCUUAUGCUAAAUUGCUGCUUUUGUUCAUGUGAUGUCAGUGUGUCUCGUUGUGGUUGUUUUUGUUUAUCUCUGUGAUGUUUACUGAGUUACUAUCUUAUUUAAGCUAUGAUGUAUUUAUUUAAUGAUUGUAUCACACGUUUCCAUGAAGGAGCGGCAUUGCCAUAUUAUAUGGUCCACUAAUUCAAAGCACACACUCAGGUUUCUUCCAAGGGUAUUUUGCUUUGUUUUUUCAAGCAUUUUCAUCAUAAAAAGGGCACUAUUCCAUUAUUUAAUGCCUUCUACUAACAAAACAACAAUCUAACCAUGUUUAUUUCAGUAAGAAUUAUUGGACCAUACACGUUUUAGAGCCUUACUUUCAGACACGUAUAUUUGCAUUAUUAGGAUGAUUAGUCCACCACUUGUUCUAUUCGAACAUUCUGAAGAGCAACACUGACACGACACAAACUAAGACAUUGAAAAACAUUUUUUUUAAAUGCAGAGACUUUGUGACCUGGAUGCUAUAGUGAGCCUUGAUCUGUGUAAAGCUGUGAAUGAAAAGUGUAUUUGUUUACUCUGUAUUUUUACACUCAUGCUUUGCACCCCUUGCACCCCUUGCACGUGGAUUUGUACAGAUUUGCUAAAAAAAAA